AUAAAUGCUUGUUGUUUAUAUUUUGUCUGACAAUUUUAUUUUAAAAUGUUUUAAAUUUGAUUAAAAAAAUAAGACCCGAUGGCUAACACAAGUUUAAUGUCCCCGAUUAUGUGCCGUGUUUGCAUGAAGUCUGAUUGUCCCUUGUUUUCACCGUACGAACCUUCCCCAGGCGGAUAUUUACCUUUUGAUUUGAUAGCUUCUUUAGCGCAAGUUGAGAUCACCAAAGAUGACGAGCUUCCACAACUAAUUUGCAGCAGCUGCUUGAAUGACUUGGAGAUUACGAAUAAACUGAUAACAACCUGCAAAGCUUCUGAUUCUCUUUUGAGGCAACGGCUUUCUGCGGAUAAAGGCAUGUUUUCACCACACGAAUACCACGUGAUUGAAGCAAUUAACGAAGUAGAAGUAAUAAAUGAAUCUGAGGAAAGUGACGAUGCUGUGUCCGUACCGGAUGCUCCUAUAGAGCUGCUGGACAUUGAUGAUAUCAUCGAGGAAGAAACGUUCGAUUCUGAUGAGCCGAUCAUUCAAGACGAUAUCAACACUUCCUUCCACGUGGACGACCUGAUAUUAACCGACCCGGUGGUUCAAACCUUCGAUGGUCAUCGUACGCAAUGCUGCGGCUGUGCGGAGAAGUUCGAUUCCAGCGAGCAACUGGAGCUCCAUUCAAAUGAAUGCCACCUUCCGGAACGUGCAAUAUCCGGUCCCGCGCCGGUUGGUUUGAUCGAGUGCACCAUCUGCUACCAACUGUUUUCCGGCACUUCGUACCUGGACUCCCGGCAUCAGCUUCCGGCGUUUCGGGAUCGCCUCGUGUCCGCCGAGUUUCCCGAAGUCGUUCAAUGCUGCUCGUGCGAAACACUUGGCUCCGGAUCGGAAGAAAUGCGGCAGCAUUCGUCGCUGCACUUGGACGAGAAGGUGCCGGAUGAUCCGAUGAAACCGUUCGAGUGCGAGUUUUGCUUCAAGCGGUUCAAUUUGCAGACGCGUUUGGUUGUUCAUCAAAGAUUUAGCUUCAGUUAUAAAAAGUUUGUAAAGGCGAAGAGACGCGGUUGUGCGGCGACCAAGAAACGGAACGAGAUCGAGCGGAAAACGGCGGGUCGAAAGUGCUGCGGAUGUUCGGCCAAGUUUCCGUCGGAAGAUUCGCUCAAGCAGCACUCGCAGAUGCACCACGAGCUUUAUCGCCGGAAUCAGCCGGACCGGUACAAUCCGUUCGAGUGUGAGAUUUGUUUCAGGCAAUUUCCGACGGCGGCGCGGCUUGAGCACCACAAAAUGGUUCCGUACGCUCGCGUCCAUCAGUGUAAGCUGUGUGAGCGGAGUUUCGUCUCGGCGCUGCUCUUGGCCAAGCAUGUGCAGAGCCACAGCCGGAAGCCGGGAGAGGGAGAAAGGGUUCAGGAGAGAUCCGGUGCGGAAGUUCAGUGCGACGAGUGCGGACAAAUGUUGAAGAAUAAACACUACCUCAAACGACACCGGAAGUGUCAGCACUCCCAGGAGAAGGUGUUUAGCUGCAGCAUCUGCCACCGGAAUUUCAAGUGGAAGCACACGCUCUCGGUUCACCUGAGAGUUCACACAAACGAGCGACCGUUUAGCUGUUCGUACUGCGAGCGGAAAUUUGCCCACCUUACGGACAAGAAUCGGCACGAGCUAACCCACAGCGGCCAGUUUCCGUUGCGAUGUUCCGUGUGCGACAAGGGGUUUCCAGCUGGGCGGCGAAAGCAGCUUGACAAGCACAUGCAGCUGCACGAAGCCGGCGAGGAUUACCCGCUGCGGUGCCGGUUCUGCGAUCGAACGUUUACGAAACUGUUCCAGCGCGACCGCCAUCAGGCCACCCACGUGGCAAGUGAGACGGAAUAAAACGAUUUUUGUUUGGAGGAAUUCA
Messenger RNA from Culex pipiens pallens (northern house mosquito), 1867 nucleotides. RefSeq names its product zinc finger protein 184-like. The record is from RefSeq and is a predicted model, not a curated record. Gene Ontology annotation, molecular function: zinc ion binding; RNA polymerase II transcription regulatory region sequence-specific DNA binding; DNA-binding transcription factor activity, RNA polymerase II-specific. Lineage: Eukaryota; Metazoa; Arthropoda; Insecta; Diptera; Culicidae. Gene Ontology annotation, biological process: regulation of transcription by RNA polymerase II. Bases 79 to 1842 code for a protein of 587 amino acids. Gene Ontology annotation, cellular component: nucleus. The transcript is spliced from 4 exons.